CCCCCCAUCACCAGGGGGGAACGCGAGCACAGCGCCCAGGCCGCCGGUCCCUGCUCCUCCUUCCCCUUCCCAGUCUCUCCCACUGCUCGCCGCUGGAUCCUCCGCCCGCCGCGGCUCCUCUCCCCCGCACCCCGCCGCGGCGCCUGCACGGAGAUCCGCCCGCCGGGAGGGCGGAGGCGGGCCGGUAGCUCCCGCUCCCGCUCCCGCAGGUGGUUGCUCGUCGCCGCUGGAGAUUGGCAGGCGGCGCCAGUUGACGCCACUGAGCUCCGUGGUGCCGAAUUCCCCAGGAAAUUUGGGGGUUCCACCGAACUCCCAUGCCCGAAGCCACUGGGCUUGGAAUGGGCCACUUUGGCUCUAAGGGAACUCGAAUGGCAGGAAUGGACGAAGACACAGCAAAAGAUUUGAAGAAGGUUCCUGCCUCCUUGGAGGUAAACAAGUCUUCUGGUGAUGACGAUCUUGGCGGAGGAGGUCAUACUUUGACUGGGAGGAAAAGGAAGGAUUGGACGAGGAGUUCUGCGGAUGAGAAUGGGACUGUGACAAAAAGGGUAUUGAGGUCCGACGCCAUGAGGCUGCGUGCUGAGGCUGAGACAGCCAGUGGACUGGCUGUGGAGGUUAGCAAAACGGACAGUUUGGACAAGAAACACCGUGAGGCUGCUGUGGAGGCUUGCAAAAGCGGGGUGCAGACAACACAUACUUGCAAUGGUGAGGAAGGCAACAUAUUGGUUAACGGGAAUGCGAGCAAUAUCUUGGAAGAGUCAGCUAGGCGUCCGGAGAAUAAUAUGGAAAUGUCUGGUGUUGCUGCAACAGAAUUUCCUCAAGGGGAUGGCUUAGGCACUGGAGGUAGCAUUGCAGAAUUAGAUGAUAAGAGAGUCAAUUCAGAUGAGAAGAUUUCCGCUGGAACUAAUGAAGAGCAGAAUGAGUCUAGAGCUGGAACAAGCAGUGUGAGUGUUGAUGAGUCCCAAGCUAACAAGGUGAGCCAUGGGCCUUUCCAGGGUGAGGUCAUAGAUUCAGUGGCUGCAAAUGAUGACAGCAAGAGCACAGAUUUAGGAAGAAUCAGCCCUACCAGCGGAUUAGAAUGUGUUGAGCAUGAGGAUACAGUGGUUUGUACCGAGGGAGUGGUACUCCGCAGCGGAGAUCAGAAAGUUGAGAAGCAUUCUCACAUUGACGAUGUAUGUACAGAAACUGAGAUAUCUUUGACUGAAAGUGGAAGAUGCACAGUAGACAACCACACUGAUCUAACCGAGUCCUCUAAGCAGGAUGCGAAGGGCAGCCUUACGAAUGAAACCAAUGAUGUUUCACCACAUGACAUUGUCUUUACAAGGAGAAAGUCGCUAUCUAAAAAAGCAUGUGAGUCAAAGCAGGUGGAAUGCGAAGAGGAGUUGCGAUUUGAGAAACGAGUUACAAGGUCAGCUACAGUUAGACAGAGAGAAGUUUCUGGAAGCUCAUGCAAAACUACUGCAAAUGAGGCUACAUUAGGAAGCAAAGGGAGGAAAGGGGAUAUUGUUGCGCACUAUACAAGGAAAGUGAGCAGUACAGUAUCCCCGAAACCUCACCAUGCUGCGCUGGUAGAAUGUAAUACCGAAGCGAAGAAGCAAACAGUGAAAGGAAAGGUUGGGAAUGAUAAUCAUGCAAAUGCCACAGAGAAUGAGGAUUCAGAAAAUGAAACGAAGGUAAAUUCGAAGUCACAACCACUUGUGAGAAGCAUCAGCAUUGUUAAGAAAACAACUGAAGCUGCUCUUUCCGCGAUGGAUCAGAAUAUCUCUGGCUCAGCCAUCACUGAGAAAAAUGAUACGGAGCAUACAGAUUCUGAUGGAGUUAAAUCUGAAAAUAAGACUCCUGUGCAGAAACCAAUGAUGUCUGUUGGUGCGAAGAUUGUUGCUAGCAAGAAGAGGAUAUUGGAAUCAGGGCUUGACAAAACUGCUGAAAGGUCACCAAUUGCCAUGCCAUCCAUGAAAAAGACAAGAAAUGCAUCUUCUGAUCCAGAUAUAGAGCAACGAAAUAAGUCUUCUGGAGAGAAGCUUGGAGGGAAGAACUGUGAUUCAGGAAACAAACGUGUUCUGAGGGAACGGCAGCAUCGCAGUCAAACAAAAUUUUCAAGCAGAUCUUCUAACCACACUAAUCAAAAUACUAUCAAGCUGACACGGGAGCAAUCUGAUGAUGACGAGGUCGACCGUGAUACUUCCUACAGGAGAACUCAUAGAGGAUUUAGCCGUGAUGCUCCUCCUGUUGUGCCAGAAAAACAAGAGGACUCUAGUGACUCAGAAGAAGACUUUGUCGUGAAAAAGUAUCAGCAAAAAAGGAAAAAGUCUGAUCGAACGGCUGGAUCUAAGUUAAAGCAUACUUCUGCUCCUUCCAAAGCAGGUCGUUCUGGUAGAUCUGUUCCAAACUGUUCUGAAUCUAACCCCUUGUCUCCUCGUGAAGAAAAGCAAAAAAUAAGUGAUCAGAUAAAGGCCAUACUUGUAGAUGCUGGUUGGAAGAUUGAUUUGAGACCCAGAAAUGGUAGAAGUUACAUGGAUUCUGUGUAUAUACCUCCUAGUGGCAAAGGAUCUUACUGGUCAGUCACAAAAGCAUAUUAUGCGUUUCGUGAAACCAUGGAAUCUGAGCAAAAGGACAUCUCUAAAGCCCAGAGUUUAUCAAAAAAAUCUGUUGGUAGCCCUGGCAAAAGGCAGGCCUCUAGUUCUUCAGAUUGUACUUUAACAGAGGACAUCCUUAGCAAAUUAAAAAGGGUUGUUGUAAACAGACGGACAACCAAAAUAGAGAUUCAAAGGCUGAGAAAGAAAGCGUUUAAAAAGGGUACGUCAAAGGAAAAGAAGAAUAAGAUUACAAAUUCGAGAGGAAAUGAAAGAAAAAAGCGAGGUGGCUGUGCUCUACUUGCUCGUGGAUCAAAUAAGGAGUCUGACAACAGUGCUGAUGGUUUUGUUCCGUAUGAAUGGAAACGUACGAUUUUCUCCUGGCUGAUUGAUCUGGAUGUUCUAUCAGUCAACACUAAGCUGAAAUGUAUGGAUGAAAGCCACUCAGAAGUUUUACUGGAGGGUAUAGUCACUAGGGAUGGGAUUAAGUGCAGCUGCUGUAGUAAGGUCCUUUCGGUGCUUGAAUUUGUGGCCCAUGCUGGUGGUGAAGUGAAGAAGCCAUACAGAAACAUAGUUGUAGAUGGGCUCGACAUUGACCUUUUGCGCUGUCUUACUAAUGCAUGGAAUAAGCAAUCUGAUUCUGAAAUGCAGGAUUUCUUUCCUAUUAGCAUCGAGGGUGAUGACCCCAAUGAUGACACAUGUGGUAUUUGCGGUGAUGGAGGCGAUUUGAUCUGCUGUGAUGGAUGCCCCUCGACAUUCCACAUGAGUUGUCUAGGACUGGAGGCACUUCCCUCAGAUGAUUGGUGUUGUGCAAACUGCUCGUGUAAAUUUUGUCAUGAACAUUCUAGUGAUGAUGCUGAAGACAUUGCUGAUGCUGAUUCUUCGUUGCGUAGUUGUUCCCAGUGCGAAGAACAGUAUCACCAAGCCUGCUCUCCUGAGAUUGAUUCCAUAACCAGCGAUUCAGAUCAAUCAUGCAAUUUAUUCUGCCAACAAAGUUGCAGAUUGCUGUUUGAGGAAUUGCAGAAUCUUCUGGGAGUCAAAAAGGAUCUUGAACAAGAAUUUUCAUGCCGAGUUGUUCAGCGCAUCCAUGAAGAUGUACCAGAAACAGCCAUUGCUUUGGAUGAAAGGGUUGAGUGUAACUCCAAGAUUGCUAUUGCGCUUUCGUUAAUGGAUGAGUGCUUUCUUCCGAUUGUUGACCAGAGAACUGGCAUCAACUUGAUACGCAAUGUUGUGUAUAGCUGUGGAUCAAAUUUUGUGCGACUGGAUUUCCGUGGAUUCUAUAUCUUUAUUUUGGAACGUGGAGAUGAAAUGAUAGCUGCAGCAUCUGUCAGAAUACAUGGAACCAAAUUAGCUGAGAUGCCGUUCAUUGGUACCCGGAAUAUGUACAGGCGUCAAGGAAUGUGCCGCCGGCUUCUAGAUGGAAUUGAAAUGAUCCUCACAUCCCUCAAUGUUGAGAAGUUGAUCAUUCCUGCUAUAUCAGAACUUGUGGACACCUGGACAUCUAAAUUUGGUUUUAGUCCACUUGAAGAUUCUGAGAAGCAAGAAGUGAAGUCUAUUAGCAUGCUAGUUUUUCCUGGUACAGGCCUUCUCCAAAAGCAAUUGUUGCAGAAGGCUUUACCUGAUGAAGACCCAUGCCCCCCAGGAGCUGGUGCCAUUUUGUCUGCAAACAAAAGCGGGAAACCAUCUGAUGUGGCCAUUGGAGAUUCUCUUUGCUCUGUUGCAAGUCCUGAUCCCCUAGGUUCUGGGGUCACAGAGCAUAUGGACAGCAGCACAAAUGGUGAUGGUACUUGCAAUGGUGAUGUUUCACAACAAUCUUCCCAUCCUUGAUGGGUAAGCUGUGUUGCAACUUCUUGGACCAGUCAAACGGUGUGCUUGCUUCCCAAGAGAGGGUUCCCCAAGCUUACAUGGACGAAGCCAUGAGCGUCCAUGUUCUUCGUACCUUUUGCGUUUUGACUCAGCAGUUAGCAUGACACCCAUCCGUUGGCAGAGAGGUUUACAGUUUUUUUGAAGAUCCCUUGCAGUGGGAGCCCAGUUGUUUUCCCCAGAGAUUGAUGAUUCGAUUGACUCGUCAGCCUGGACUUCAGAAUCAGCCUGUGCAGUACUGAAAAGCAUUAACUCCAACCACCAAACUUCAUGUGCAGCUGAAAACUCAGCGUGUAGAAUGUGGAUGAUAGUUCUGUUCUUUCUUCCUUUCUGGUCGUUAACUCCGAGGGCCAAUGGAGCCACCAAAUAGUCGUAAAUGUUAAAUCGGUUGUUAUUUAGUUGAUAGUUUUAUGUUUUUUUUUGCUGGCGCAUUCCUGCAAUCAUCUCUCAUUUCUGUAACAUAAUUCUCAUGUCUGUAAGAUAAACUAAUGUAUGCGCAAGCUAGAAAUUGCCCACCUGAUCUGUCAUGCCAAAUUGGUUGCAAA
This is a messenger RNA of Panicum virgatum (switchgrass), 4978 nucleotides long. RefSeq lists its product as uncharacterized. The coding region runs from base 315 to 4397 and encodes 1360 amino acids. Gene Ontology annotation, molecular function: transcription corepressor activity; acyltransferase activity, transferring groups other than amino-acyl groups. The transcript is spliced from 11 exons. Lineage: Eukaryota; Viridiplantae; Streptophyta; Magnoliopsida; Poales; Poaceae. The record is from RefSeq and is a predicted model, not a curated record. Gene Ontology annotation, biological process: negative regulation of DNA-templated transcription.